Messenger RNA from Notechis scutatus (mainland tiger snake), 3201 nucleotides. RefSeq lists its product as uncharacterized. NCBI's taxonomy places the organism in Eukaryota, Metazoa, Chordata, Lepidosauria, Squamata, Elapidae. The record is from RefSeq and is a predicted model, not a curated record.
UUAUUUCCAAUUCUUGAAUAAUUACCUCAGUAUUCUUUGUAUAUUGACGUAUUUGCUUGCAAAUGUUGGAAUAGCUUUUAGUCCUGUCAUUUUCUAUUUUUCAGUGCAGGUAGCAAGAGGAAAUUCUAUCAAUUCUAUGAAAGACGACAAUUAGACAUUUUUGGAUGCUUCACUGCUUUCCUUCCAAGCAGUUUUGUUGAACGAUUCUUUUAGGCUGUUGAUGCUGGAAAGAUCCAAAAAGACUUCUGCAGUGGUCCUCCAGGAUUGAUGCUGAAAAAGAGGAAGGAAAAAUAAAACAAAUCAAAGUUUCUGUGGAGGAAAUGGCCGUCGCACACAAAACAGAGGCAACCAAGUGCCUCCUAAAAGAAAAUGUUGAUCCGGAAAUCAAAAUGGAGGCGCAAUGUUCCUCGGGCCUUCAAUCCGGAGAAGGAAAGAAAAGAGAAGAUUUCCCAGAAACUGGGAAGAUUAAGCAGGAGUUUAUCCAUCACGUGAAACAAGAGCCAGAAGAAGGGCCCUCUGGAAAUUGGGACGCCCAGCUGCAAGAGUUUCUGAAGACGCUGCAGUCUCCCGAUUAUGGCAGAGAAAGCCCUUCACUGGCCUGGAAUGACCCUAAAUCCACUCAGGUGCUCUCUCAAAGGAUGAGGGAUGCCAGCAACUGUCCCAGAGGCGUUUGGGUGGCUCCGGCCCAGCCGCACCUGGCUGUUGAAGCCCAGCGGGAGUAUGAGAGUUCUCAGGAAGCCGCAUCCGGCGGGAAGGGGCAGAAGGGGGCGGUGAGUGGGCCCGGGGCCAAGCUGGAGAAACACCGCCAGCAGUUCCGGGAGCUGUGUUACCAAGAGGCCGAAGGGCCUCGCAAACUCUGCAGGCACCUCCAGGAACUUUGCCACGAGUGGCUGAAGCCAGAGAAACACACCAAGGACCAGAUCCUGGAUUUGGUGACGUUGGAGCAGUUCUUGGCCAUCCUGCCUUCGGAUAUGCAGAGCUGGCUGAGAGAAAACAUGCCGAGGACCUGCACUCAGGCCGUGUCCCUGGCAGAGGAGUUCAUCGUGAGGCAGCAGGUCAAAGGCUGGAGCAAGCAGAUGAUGGGGAUGAUGGAGGGGGAAUCUGAAAAGCCCCCCAAAGGAAACCAAGCUCUGUCGGAAAUGGUGAAGGCACAGCUUUUUAGAGAAGCCAAGCAGGAAGCUGGAGAGAAUGCAGGCUCAGUGGACGACGGCUGGCCUGAGCCACAGAGGACAUCGCUGAGAAUGGCUAGAGAGAAUUACUUCCUCGCUCCAGGUACACCUGAUGGGAAUCAACCCGGAGCAGAGCAGCAGGAGGGAAACAAAAGCAAGGCAGUGACCGACGAGCUGGGCCCCCCACAAGGGUUUUUGCAAGCUGCUCCCGAAUCCCCUUCCCUCAACACCACGGGGAAGUGCGACGCAGAGGGCCUCAGCCAAAGCUCCCCGCUCGACGCGGGCGAGAAUCCUGACCCGGAGGAGAAGCGUUACAAGUGCUGGCAUUGCAGCCAGGCUUUUGGCAGCAGCUUGGAUCUCUUGGCCCACGAGAGGACCCACGUGGACGAGAAGCUCUACAUCUGUUCCCACUGCGGAGAGAAGAUGAGAAUCCGCGCCGGGCAGGUCUCCCACAUCUGCUCCCACUGCGGCAAAAAUUUCGGCUGGAUUCCCAAAGAGAAGCUCAGCGCCGACCGAGAGAGAUGCUUCAUGUGUUCGGAGUGCGGGAAGUGCUACACUCGGAGGACGGACUGCCUAAAGCACCAGAAAACCCACGCCGGAGAGAAACUCUUCCUUUGCACGGUCUGCGGGGAAAAGUUUGCAUCGUACACCUCCCUCAAAAUGCACCAGGUGGCCCAUCGAGGGCAAGACACUUUCCAGUGUUUCCACUGUGGGAAAGCUUUCAUGUCCAGAUCACACAUGUUGCUGCACGAACUGAUGCACAAGAACAGCUGCUCGUACUGCGGGAAAAGCUUCACCCGAAAAUCAGAACUGUGUGAGCAUGAGAAAACUCACACCGCCACAGAGAGUCCAGAUCUUUUGGGCCUGCUACCAACUGAAGAGCCUUCCCAGGGAAGCCAAUGCCUACCACUAGGUUCAUGGGGAUGGCAGCUGUCCAAGGAGAUGAAGCUGGACAUUGACGAAGAAAUGAAUUCAUUCGCCAACAAUCAGAGACAGAUGAACCAAGACAACCAUCUUCGUCAGAGCAUUUCUGAGGCACCAGAAAAUGAGACACUAAAAAGAGACAGCAUACCCUUCCAGUGUUUCAAGGAGGAAGUGAGACCUAACAACCAGGAGGCUCCAGAAACAGAAUGGAAUUCCCCCAAAAGAAACGUGGACAAAGUUGUUUCGGUCGGUAAAAGCGAUUCCGAUCCAGAAGAAGCCAAGACCUGCCAUAAAAUCCACCAGUGCCACUGUGGCAAACGUUUCCGGUGGAGCUCCAAUUUUCGGGUACAUGAAAGAAUUCACACCGGAGAGAAGCCAUAUACGUGUACGGAAUGCGGCCUCCCUUUUCGCAAAUCUGCCCAACUAAAGGCUCACACAGGAAUUCAUACCGGCGAGGUUCCCUUUCGGUGUCCCACGUGCCAGAAAACCUUUACCAGCAGCUCCAACCUCAUCACCCACAAGAGGAUCCAUACCGGAGAGAAGCCAUACCAAUGCCCGUACUGUGAGAAGAGCUUCCGGCAAAAGGGGACUCUCACCAUCCAUGAAAAAAUCCACAUGGACGAGAAGCCUUUCAAAUGCUUGACGUGCGGGAAGACUUUCCGUCAGAAGGGAACCCUGAGUGUCCAUGAAAAAAUCCACUUGGGGGAGAAGCCCUACAAAUGUUCCAGCUGUGGGAAGGAUUUCCGCACCGCGGCCGUCCUGAGGGUUCACGAAAGGAUCCACACCGGGGUGAAACCGUAUCAGUGCUCAGUGUGUCUGAAGAGCUUCACCGACGGGUCAAACCUCAUCACCCACGAGCGAAUUCACACGGGAGUGAAACCAUACCAAUGCUCACGGUGUGGGAAGACCUUUUGUCAGAAGUCUGGCCUGGUGACACACGAACGCAUUCAUACAGGAGGGAAUCCAUACCGGCGGUCAGCCGACCAGAAUCAUUUAGAGGAAAGAUCAGAUCUCGACGCCCAUCAGGGAGCAAAGCUGGGAAAGAGAUCAUAAGACAGAUGUCAACUCAUAAAAUAUUUCUAUGGUCUGUUUAGAGUUGCCAACAGAA